Molecule: messenger RNA, 351 nt
Organism: Symbiodinium natans
Lineage: Eukaryota; Dinophyceae; Suessiales; Symbiodiniaceae
Source: the annotation of a GenBank genome assembly
AUGGACGUAGCGUGGAAGGCGCUACGCCGACUCCAUUUGAAGCGAGAUCCAGCAGCACUCGCCACAUGCUUGCAGACGCUCCACGCAUACAUUAGCAAUCUGGCGAAGAAUCCGCAGGAGUCUAAGUUUCAUUCCAUCAACUGCCAGAAUGGCAACUUUCGCUCUCGAGUUGCAUCGCUUGAGGGAGGCAUUGCUGUUCUGGAGGCCUGCGGAUUUGUGGCCGUGGACGAGAAGCUGUGCGUCGAUCCGGACUUCAUGAGGUCAAAAGGGCCAAAGCUGUGGGAUGCCCUGAGCAAGGUAUCGGUUCUCCUGGAGCAGGUGAAGAGCUGCAUGGAAAUUCGAGCGAAUUAG